AUGUGCCACGUCCUGACCUGCCUGGUUCAAAAUUGGCCGUCUUCCAAAUUCCUGGUUCAGCAGAGAGAGACGGUCGCUUGCACAGCAAAUGUGGACGCGAUGACACAUUCAGAGGAGCAGGAGGUGCGUUGGGGGAAUGAGGAAUGCUGGGGAGCCUCUGGCAAUGAUAAUGCUAGCGAGGGGGUGCAAGAAUGCAGCUCUCCCCUGGGGAGUCCAAUGGAGGAAGGAGGGACGGGGAGGCGCAAGAGCUUCUGCUUGGAGUUGAGCCCGGAGCCAGCAGCAAAGAGAGUGAAACCUGAAAGUGACAGUGACGAGGGGGAGACAGGGUCUGGGACUGGCAGCACCACUGUCACCCAGGUAGAGGGAGAUCAAGCAGCCGCGUGCUCACUCAGAAGUAGCCAAUCGGAGUCAGUGCUCUCAGGGAUGUCGUUUGCACAGGAGGGUCACGAAUGGAGGGGUGCAACAGAGCGAAAGAUGCGGAAUGCAGCGGUGACUGGCCAUUCCACUGCUUUGGCAGCUAGGGAGAAUGCUUUCAUGGUCCGGGCGGGAAAGAAUCAAGGCAAUGAGUACAGGGGGCAGCAGCGAAGUCAAAUGCCUGAGGCCAACGCUGGUAGUCCAAAUGGAGGCCUCCUUGUGCUCCCCCGUGACCAGCACGGAAAGCGGUUGUUGCCGUCCGAGCUAGUUGGAGUAGUGCCUAUCCCAGAACACUGGCCUGGGGAGCUGCACCUUAGGGACUGGAUAGAGACGAAACAGGUAGAGAAAGGGCUCAGGCCCAGGGGCCUGCAGGCGGCCAGGGAGGCCAUGAUACUAGACGGGUUGAAGCAGCACUCCAGCGUGAUGCCAUUACAGAUCAAUACAGCAUCAACGGUGAUCUCUGCAUGAGUGGACAAGAAAGUAGGUGGGGAGUUGGGACGGAUUGCACUGGGGUCAGAGGAAGGCAGGGGCGUGUUGAGCAUUCUUAUCCAGGUAACGUAAACCCACUGAAGAAGAGGGUAAAAAUAAGAGGUAGAGGGGACUUGAGUCGCCAAACACUGUAUAGAUGUAAUCUAGGACGAUCAGCAUGCUAGUGCAGACAGACCGGUAAUUUUUUGAAUGCAGCUACAGAACGACUUGCCAAUUACUAUGAGUGAGCGAGUUGUCAAUACCAUCUUGCAUUCCUAUUAGUGAGCGAGU
This is a messenger RNA of Klebsormidium nitens, 1173 nucleotides long. The record is from the annotation of a GenBank genome assembly. NCBI's taxonomy places the organism in Eukaryota, Viridiplantae, Streptophyta, Klebsormidiophyceae, Klebsormidiales, Klebsormidiaceae.